AUGGGCGGUCGUUUUUCCACUCUUUCGAUAGAGGAGCUACAGGGCAUUUGGAUCCGAGCAGGGCAAGAGGAAAAUCGCAGGCUCAACGCGAAGUUUCUGCUUCAGAAACCCCUAACGGAAAACGAAUUUGUCCUCUUCUGGCGUUUGGUCGUAGAGAAAGCCGCAGAUUCUAGAUCAGGUGGAAAUAAUGGGUCGUCCACUACAAAGGAUGAGAAGCGGCCAAACGAGCCUACGAGUCUCUGCGACGAAGCGUUUGCUAGAGACUUGUACCGGCACGCGCCGUCUGCAGUGAUCUGGGCCAAUUUUGCGGCAGCAUGGCGAGCGAGGAACGAUCUGCAAGAAGGCGGCUAUCCUGCUCUACCAUGGAUUGAGUAGAGUGGCGAAACCGCGGAACCGCAGAGCAGGAAGCUGAUUAGUCUACACAAGCGUCUUGAAGGUAAAAAUGGAUUUGGAUGUUCAACAUCUUCUCUGGACAGUUUUUACUUUUUGUGAUACAGCUACUACAGAACACUAGGACGACGAUCUAGCACUGCUCUUUUUCACGCAUGAUGCAACAGAAGGAUCUUUUCCGGAAAAAAUUUCACAUGGUCUGGUCUUUCACAUGGACAAUGUAUGAGCUGAAGUUUCACAAGAAUGACAAUGUAUCUUCGAAAGAAAACUACGAAGCAAGAUGAAUUAUACCAAAAUAACUUUUUAACGGAACAAAUAAAUUGCAUGUAUUUAGUCAUCGUUCUUGGUCGC
Messenger RNA from Amoebophrya sp. A25, 741 nucleotides. Lineage: Eukaryota; Dinophyceae; Syndiniales; Amoebophryaceae. The record is from the annotation of a GenBank genome assembly.